This is a messenger RNA of Torulaspora delbrueckii, 822 nucleotides long. RefSeq names its product Rho family GTPase RHO5 (gene RHO5). The record is from RefSeq and is a predicted model, not a curated record. Gene Ontology annotation, molecular function: GTPase activity; protein kinase binding; GTP binding. The coding region runs from base 1 to 822 and encodes 273 amino acids. Gene Ontology annotation, biological process: cortical cytoskeleton organization; establishment or maintenance of cell polarity; regulation of actin cytoskeleton organization. Gene Ontology annotation, cellular component: plasma membrane; cell cortex; cell projection. NCBI's taxonomy places the organism in Eukaryota, Fungi, Ascomycota, Saccharomycetes, Saccharomycetales, Saccharomycetaceae. The transcript has a single exon.
AUGAGGUCCAUUAAGUGUGUUGUAGUAGGCGACGGAGCAGUCGGUAAGACUUCUUUACUCAUAUCAUAUACUACAAAUACUUUCCCGCGAGAAUAUAUCCCGACUGUAUUCGAUAAUUAUUCAACUACUAUCCGACUACCUGGUGCACAGAAGGAUGAAGAGCCACAAUUGUAUAAACUGAAUUUGUGGGAUACCGCAGGUCAAGAAGAAUAUGAUCGGUUAAGACCUCUUUCAUAUCCGCAAACGGAUAUCUUUCUAGUAUGUUUCUCGAUUAGUGAACCUUGUAGUUUGAAAAAUGUUGUGGAUAAAUGGUACCCUGAGAUCGUUCAAAACUCUUCCACCGAAAGCUCAGAGUUUCAUCAGAAACUGGGGAGGUAUCCAAUCUUUUUGGUCGGUACUAAAGCCGAUCUAAGGGAUGAUGCAGAACAGUCUAGGCGGGUGCAAGAGGUAAAUGCUCAAUUUGUGACACCUGAGCAAGUGGAAGAAGUGGUCAAACAGUGCGGGUUCAUGGGCUACGUUGAAUGUUCUGCCGCUACUCAAACUGGUGUCAGAGAUGUGUUUGAAAAAUCGGUUUCUUCCAUAGUGGGCGAGCUGGAAAAGGCUUCGCAGGUGCAAAAGGAUGCAUCCGCAGUUCCAGUUGCUUCGCGUGGGAAUAAAUCUACAGCUGAGACUACUCAGCAACAAGAUCAUACUGAAAACAGGCGUGAUAAGAAUAAUUCCGCUAAUAAGCCUGUUCAUAGGGCCAAUACGGCGCGUAAUGAUAAAAAUAGUACGAAGUUCGUCAACAAGAUGAAGAAAAAAUCUAAAUGUGUCAUAUUAUAA